Molecule: messenger RNA, 2700 nt
Organism: Suillus bovinus
Lineage: Eukaryota; Fungi; Basidiomycota; Agaricomycetes; Boletales; Suillaceae
Exons: 6
Coding region: 181-2622 (813 amino acids)
Source: RefSeq, a predicted model, not a curated record
CCGCCACAUCAAUACCUCCACGGACCACAAUGCAAUACUCCGCGACCACCUUUCGCCACAUUGGCUGACCAAAUAUGUGGGACUCAGUUCGUUCUUCUUUCUAACAGCCACCACCUUUCCCACUUUACCACCCGUCAGCAUUAACACCCAGUUGCGUUACUUGAGUCAACUUUAACUGCCAUGUCCCCUGGCGAAGCGCAACCCGACCAGCCAAACUUGGCAUCUACUCCGCCACGCGCUAAUCCAUCAUCUCAUGUUUCUAACCUCAAAUCCACGCCACUUAGCCGAGGAGCUUCCGCUGCCAGUGACCAUAUUGGCCUGAUCGGCGCCAAGAUCAAUCAAAUCCGCCCAUGGAUUGAGCGGGACAUCGAGAAAACUAAGACAUGCAAUAUCGACGUAAUGCUAGGAGACCUCCUGCAGCGUGCCUCUAACGAUCCAGAGACUCCACAGCCCGAUCUACUGGACAAGUGUCUCGAUGCUGUUCUAAAGGUUUGCAAUGGGAAAUUUUCCACCAAGGAAAAACAACCCGGCCAGAUAUUUCGUUCUUCGGACAUCGCGCAAAGUCUUAGGGAUUACUCGUUACCGAUGAUUGAAACCAAGUCCUACGCGCCUUUCAUCAAGGCGACGAAUACCGCGCUUGCCUGUCUCGAAGAGAUCCCCGUUGAGGGAAUGCGCACCGCUUCGAAUGACCUGGAUAUGAUCUGUCAGCGCAAUGAUAUGCCUAUAUACCAAAAGCACCAGACUGAGAAAUCGAAACGGAUACCCGACGUCUUCAUCCUUCCUUCAAAAAGCUCGAAGGAGGCGUCCUCAGGUGUAACAAAUUCACCCUGGGACCAUAGGGUACAGGAUGCAGCAAAAAAACCGAAAGGUGGGCGAAUCUUCUGGAAAGAUGUGCUCGCUUCGAUCGAAUUCAAGAGAACCUCAAAUUUUGAACUGGAGGGGCCCUCUGCUUCGUAUAAAGUAGAAAAAUAUACACCUACCAAUCCAGAAUAUCGGAAGGUCCCCGUGCGGGAGGCGUCUGUCGGCCCUGCGACUGGAGUGUCAGUUCUGCAGAUCCAAGCCGAACAACCUGCGCCCGAUCUUCCAGCCCCACGCCGUUCGAACUGUGACGAUGUAAUUAAUAACACGAACGGGAGCUCCAAGCGCAAGGCUGAGGAUGGUGAGGAAUCCGCCGCCAAGCGAGCCAAGACCACCAACACGGACGCGGACCGCCCGCUAGAUGUGACUGUCCAGACAGCACUUUACGCUGCCGAGAUGUUUGCAGCAAAUAUUGCAGUCACUCACCUCCUCAAUAUGAUCGUCGUCGAUAACAUCAUCUGGAUCUGGUAUUACGAUCGACAGGGGAUUAUUCAAAGCUCCGGUAUCAACUUCAUGAAGGAUCUCCCUCGAUUCAUGGUGCUGUUAUACGCGUUACAACGUUUCAACCUUGGCGACUGGGGUCGGAACACGCAAUUCGAGGAAGUUGUGGAGGAGGGCGUGCACAAAACCAUACUUAAUGGCGUGGUUGUGAAGGAUGGCGUGCACAAAGCCGACCUUGGCGGCGUGGAUCUCGUGAUUCACACCAGCUCCAAAGAGAGAGUGACUCACUACGGGUUGCGAGGACGCGCAACCAACGUGUUCCCCGUCACUAGCGAAAAGCUCUCCGCAGAAUUCCCAGAUAUCAAGAAAGAUGGGAUGGUAGCCAAAAUCUUUUGGGCGGAAGAGGACCGCAUUAGCGAGCCGGAAAUCUUGAAAAAGGUUGACGAGAUUGCCGCAAAAGAACCGGACGUCGAGGGCCAUGUUCCUCAGCUGCUUUGGUACUGCAAGUUCCCCAAUCCGACCUGCGCAGUACGAGAAGCGUUUGGGAUUCCAGAAGCGAAGAAGGGUAGCCGCGUGCUCUACAUUCUCGUGUUCCGCAAGCUCGACCCCAUCACGGCGCUCUAUGGCAUAGAAUUGUUCGAUGUUUGGCGUCAAUGUAUCCUAUGCCACAUUGCUCUCUGGAAGCGAGGAGUCUAUCAUUUGGAUGUCAGCCCUGGCAAUCUGAUGUGCUACAAGAAAGACCGACGCUGGAUCGGGGUCUUAAAUGACUACGAUCUAUCAUCAUUAAAGAUUAACGCGGGUCCUACGGGCAAUGAACGCACGGGCACAGUGCCGUUCAUGGCGCUUGAUCUCCUUACCCCUGAGGGUCAACGAGGCGAAGUUGCACACUUGUAUCGUCAUGAUCUGGAGUCAUUCGUAUGGGUUCUCGUGUGGGUUUGUCUUCGCUACGAGAAUGGAGUUCUGCUGGCCGCAUCAUCUCGCCUCCUUGAUGAUUGGGCAACUGUAGACCCCGUGACAUGUGGCGAGAAGAAGAGUCGAUUUCUAGAUCGUUUUGUAUAUUUCGAGCGGGACUGGAUGGAUCCCCAUAUUUGGAAGUUGGUGGAAGACAGUUUGGAAGUGCUCGAAGACGAUAAACAUUCUCAAGUGAAGAACAAAAUUGCCCAGGCACGGAAAGCAAGGAAAGGCAUACACACGGACGCCGAGGAAGACAAAGAAGAAGAAAAGACAGGUGAAUAUGAUUUAUUUCACGCGCUCACGGCUACCGAGAACUGGAAGAGGGCCUUUAAGAGGCUGUGCGCUUACCUUCCCGAAUCCGAGUCAUAACCGUUGUUCAGUAGUUUAGUUUUGACCAAUAUAAUCACGCAGUGACCAGUCUGGGCAUGGUCAUUGAGGUCUGGUACU